AUGCCUCGCAAAGUCGCUAAAAGACGCCGUUCCAACCUUGCCGCAGCUAGCUCUCCGAAUCAUGGCGAAGCUACUACUCGAAAAGGUAGGAUUUGUGGGAGUUCUCGGAGAUUUAGGCAUUACGAAAUCCAUGGCUGUUUUUGUUUAUGUUUACUUGUUUCUUUAGGCAUCCUUUAGGGUGUUUCAAGGUCAAAUUAGAUUGCGACUACGAUAUUAUUGCUUGAGAUGGAUAACCUUUGUUUCUAGGUUUUGUAGCGAAAUUUCUGGGGAAUUUUUCUGCUUGGGAGUUUGGUCUGACCAACGACUGAUUAUGAAAAUUUAGUGCUUCGACGGCACAAGUUCCAUUUAAAACAAGAAGAUUUUGCUCCUGUGGUUGAGGCAGAUCGUUGUUUGACGUGCGGAGAAGGAGAACAAUUGGGACAUCCAGGUCGGAAUCAGACUCGAAAGCCGAGAGCGAUUGAUACUCUCGAUGAAAAGCUCAGAUUUGUGGAUGCCUGCGCGGGUGGUGUCCAUUCCUUGAUUCUCUCUUCAGAUGGCCGGGUAUUCAGUUGUGGUUGCAAUGAAAAAGGUACCGUUCCUGUAAAUGGACUUGAAGCUGAAGGUAUCACUGAUGAGUUCACGGAGAUAUCGUUCACCGAGGAGAUCAAGGCUCAUGGAAAGGUGGGGGUUUCUGUUUUUAUAUUAUUCUUGGUUUAGUUGGUGCAAUUGGCCGCUGGAGCUAGCUUUUCCGCCGCUUUGACGGAUAAAGGAAGUGUUGUAGCAUGGGGAAACCUGAGAGACAGUCAGGGAGAUGUUACCAGUCACACACAGCUCAGUCAGAUGCAGAAAGGUCCAGUUGUUAUUGUUCAACAUUCGAAGAUUGUGAUCGUCAAGAUCGCCGCUGGAGAAAAUCAUCUGGCUAUGUUAUCAAGUGAAGGGGAGCUCUUGACGUUUGGUGAAGGAUCAAUGGGACAGUUGGGCAGAUUAGCGAGAUCAAACCAUAUCAGAUCAAGUUUGUUUUAUUAUGCUGAAAUUCAAUUUUCUAUGUUAAUUUUGUGGGUACCUAUAUUAUCUUUGGCAUUUUUUCAGGUUAUAUGGCCGACGACUCGGGUAAACACUUGAAACUAAAUGUAUUGGAAAACGGAAAACUUGUGAAAUUUCAAAAUGUGUUUGCCGGUGGCUUCUGGACAAUUGCCAGUUCCGAGGACGGACGUUUAUUUGCAUGCGGUUUGAAUAAUUAUGCACAAUUGGGUCUGCCAUUACCGACUACAGAAGAGACUCAUCCCUCAGACAGCGAACAGAUGGAGACUGAUGAGAAGGACUAUCGAAUCACACGGCUUACGCAUGUGAAGGCUUUCGAUUCCGAAUACAAAUGGACCCACAUUGCUGGAGUACAGCACCUGGUGCUGAGGAAUGAAAAUGGUACGGUUUUUAGAGUUUAUUCUUGGUUUUUCUGAGGAAAAACGAGUAUGAAGGGGAGCGUAUUAAUGUUAUUAUCAACUUGUCUUGUUUUAGGGGAAGUUUUCGCGAUCGGAAAGAACACAGACAACAUCUUGGGUCUGGGAACCUGGAAAGGACGAGAUGACACCGAAUUCUGGCGAUAUGACAAGUUGCAGAAGGUCAUCUUCCCGGAGGGUGUGAAGAUCGCCGGAGUGAACGCUUCUCUCGCUUGCACAAUCGCUUGGACUGAUGAAGGCAUAGUUUUGAAAUAUAUUAAUCACAUCUUUACCCCCAUUCACUCUUAAUUCUGACUCAUUUCAGGAGAAUCUUAUUCAUUCGGCUUUGACAGUGCCGGCCAGCUCGGUCUGGGGAUCAAGGACGACGAGGAGAAGAUCGUCCCCACGCCCCGGAAGAUCCAAUCGGCCCAUCUGGAUGAUUACAAAGUACUCCGGGUCUCAGUCGCCGACCAACACGCUGUCUUUCUUGCUCAGCAUAAAUGA
Messenger RNA from Bursaphelenchus xylophilus (pine wood nematode), 1919 nucleotides. Lineage: Eukaryota; Metazoa; Nematoda; Chromadorea; Rhabditida; Aphelenchoididae. The record is from the annotation of a GenBank genome assembly.